AUGUCGCUGUGGCUCGUGGAUCACCGUGUUGCCAAGAUCCCUGGGAUCUGGAAACACCGCAGCAGAAUUAGAAUAAAGGACCACGGCACGACAGAGCCCGAUGGAACCCCACAUUUCAGUUCCUCGGACCUCUUGCUCUACGCAGGAUCUCACGAGGACCUCACCAAACUGCGGGAUGGCAGUGAACAGCAGAGCAGGGCGCGGUGUUCCGCAGAGCGCCAGGGAGAGAGGAGAGCGGACGGGGCCCACCGCACGGCCGCGUUUCCGACGCGGGGCUCCGCAGGCUCUCCAGAAAGCCGCCGCUGGGCGACCGGCCACCCGCACGCAGCGGCGCUCCCAGGCGCGGGAACCUGCCCCGCCUACGCUAGCCGCAACCUCGCCCGGAAGUUCGGGGGGUCGCCGAGGAGUGACGGCGACCUCGCCGCGGCCGGGAGGCCGUUGGGAUACUUCCGGCCGGCAGGGCCGACCGAAGCGGGCCGCCACAGGCUCGAGCGCGCCGCACGGGUGGCUGGGAACGCGCGCUGCCCCGCCCCCUGCGGCGCGGCUCGGCCAAUCCCGGGCGCCGCCGGGGACCGCCGGCCACGGCCGCCGGAAGCGGGCCUAACGUCACUGCGAUCGGCAGCCGGCCUCUGGCCCCCGGCCGGCCGUGGGGGUGGUGCCGGCUGGCCCACGCUCGGGGGGCUUUCACACAGUUUGCGAGCAGAGGCGAAGCCGUUCCCCAAGGCCCCUCACACACCUCGGUGUCAGAAUUUCCCCCUUGCGCCAGCGCUGCCUCAAAUGUCAGGGCUCGCCCACUCUUCUCCUGUCUCGCCGACCUAACCUUUUGGGGGCUCAGAGGGGAAAUUCGCCGUUUCUGCCGGACCUCUCCGAGGCUUGCCCGCGCCAGCCUUUAGUGACAGUCGAAAAGUACCCUCACUCACUGUGGCAGAGGCCUAACUUAUACCCAGAAACUGCAGUUCAGCCCCUCGCCCUUUUCGGUGAACCUGGGAAAGGAUGAAAAUAGAGGGACCCUAUUCGCUGCACAUAAAAUUUCCCAUUCGGUGUCCGGCGAAAUGAAUUUAAUGUGGAAAAGAAGAUAAAAAAGGAAUGAGAAAUUGGUUGGAGCCCCAUUGUAAACUGUAGUGUUCUACAAAUGUAAACCGUUGAUCUAUAGCGAUAGUCGAAGGAACAUCUUUAGGGUGAAACUAAGACACGGCUUAGCAAGUAUUUACUGAGCACCUGCUCUGUGCCAGGGGCUGUAGCAGAUGACAGGGAUUCAGCAGUGACCAAGACAGGAAGGUCCUACUGAAUUCACAGGAUUAGAGGGAAACAGAUAAGUAAACAGAAGACAAAAUGCUAAAUAAGUACUAUCAAUGAGGAAAAAGAUACAUCCACAUUCAUAGAAAAUGAGUAUUUCGUGAGAUGAGAUGUGAAAUGUUAAGUGAUGAGCGGAAAAGUAAUAAGUAACCCAGCGCCAGUUUCUUUGCUAUUUAUUGUGAUCAGGCUACUUUGGGGGAGGGUUGUUUUUUGGAACCAGGAUCAGAAUGGCCACGGGUGGCUGUUGUUAAUGUAGGGCAGGCAAAAACUGUAUCUCUAUUUCCUUAGGGUGUCUGGCAAAGUCUGAGAAUUAAAUGGAUAUAAAAAGGUUAACAGAACAAAAGCGUACAAGUUAUUUAAGUUUUAGGAGACCCAGGAGCCUUCAUAAGAAAAUGAAGACCCAAAGAGGUGGCAAAAGGUAAGCGUUUACAUACGGAGUUGAGCAAAGAGUGGCAACUAUGGAAAAGUAGCUAAAGUAAAACAGAGAGACUGAAGGAAGAUAAGGGUUAUUGUAACAAGGUCUCCAUGUGCAAAUUCUUCCAGACUCAAGUGCUUCUCUGGUGGUGGCUCUUUCCUCUUGGCACUGAGAGGGCAGCUCUCACCUGAGAGUUUCCUCUUCUGCUUUCAGGAUGAAAAAAAUGGGAAUCUGAGUGCCUUUCUUGCACCUCUUGUUUAAAAAAAUGCCUUUAACUAAAAAUAAUAUGGCAAGGUGACAUUUGGAGGUAGCAUGUCCUGAACUCCUUCACACACAUUAUCAGUAUCAUUUCUCCAUUGCUGGAUGAGGAGCUCAUCAAGGCAGAACAGUAUCUUUAAAUGUUUCAAGCCCUUCAAGAAAAAGAUUUCAAGCUCUCUGAGAACAGCCAGAGACUUUUAGUUUGCACGUCCUGCAAUGCAUAAAGACUUACCAAAUGUAGAAUUAAAUAGUGAAUAGGAUGAGGUUUUCCUGCCUGGAAAUCAGGGACUGAAUUAGAAGGUGUCUUCACUGACAGUAAUAAAGCUACAUUUUUUGGUGAAUGGUUGAAUUUUUUGUUUUAUUUUGCAAAUUUGUGAUGAGAAAUAGCUAUGAGCUAGAAAGUUAAGAUGAGUGUCAUGGGUGUUAUGGACUUAUUAAGAAAUACUGAUAGAGUUUAUGGUGGCUAGAGUGUGAAUUUGGGUAUC
Messenger RNA from Lutra lutra (Eurasian river otter), 2454 nucleotides. RefSeq lists its product as uncharacterized. Bases 1 to 819 code for a protein of 272 amino acids. Lineage: Eukaryota; Metazoa; Chordata; Mammalia; Carnivora; Mustelidae. The record is from RefSeq and is a predicted model, not a curated record. The transcript is spliced from 3 exons.